Messenger RNA from Talpa occidentalis (Iberian mole), 1352 nucleotides. It is a transcript of the gene THEM5, whose product is annotated as thioesterase superfamily member 5. The coding region runs from base 399 to 1139 and encodes 246 amino acids. Lineage: Eukaryota; Metazoa; Chordata; Mammalia; Eulipotyphla; Talpidae. Gene Ontology annotation, cellular component: mitochondrial matrix. Gene Ontology annotation, biological process: cardiolipin acyl-chain remodeling; long-chain fatty-acyl-CoA metabolic process. The record is from RefSeq and is a predicted model, not a curated record. The transcript has 6 exons.
CAGCACAUACAGACACCCCACCAACACCAUUCCAUCAAGGGACAGACCUCCCUUAUCUUUCUGGGAAUUUUCUGUCCUCCCCACCCCCAGUUCCUGGGCAGAUCUCCAAGGUUUCCUGUGCCCUGUGCUAUUUCUUUAUGCAUUUUUUUCUCCUCUCUGACUCAGGCCAGUCUUGCUAUACAUUCAUGUCCAGGCAGCAUCUGCCCUGCCCCAUGCACUGGGAGGGGUUGUAUAGAAAGUAUAGAAAGGCCUAGAGCAGCAUCAGAGGUGUUGCGGAAGCUUGCUGCUAAGGAAGCCUGUGGCAGAAGGGAAGUGGCUGUAUCUGCUGCAGAGCUGUUUACCUUGCUUCUGCCUCCAAAGCGGACCUACAGCCUGCCAGCCCUGUCCGCCUGCCCACCAUGAUGAAGAGAGGCUUCCAGGUGGCAGCAAGACUCGGCCACCACAGAGCCCUCCUCAGAGGACCCCGCAUUCCACCCAGACUUGACCCUGCCUCAGCCUUCGCAUCCUCCACAGAUGUCCUGGUCUCAAGAUUCUGUCCAGAGAAGACAGAUUUUAAGGAUUAUGCCCUUCCCAAUGCCAGCUGGGGUCCAGACAUGCUGAGUAUGUACCAAGAACUUCUGGAGAAGACCAAGACCGAUGGCUGGAUCAAACUGCCCUCCUUCAAGUCCAACAGGGACCACAUCCAGGGACUCAAGCUGCCGUGGGGGUUGGACGUUAAAACAGACCACAAAGACUGGCGCAUCUUCACCAGGUGCAUCCAGAUGGAAGGACAAGGCUACGAGUACGUUAUCUUUUUCCACCCAUCUGUGAAGAAGUCUGUCUGCCUAUUCCAGCCAGGCCCCUACCUGGAAGGGGCCCCCGGGUUUGCCCACGGAGGGUCCCUGGUAGCCCUGAUGGACGAGACAUUUUCUAAAACUGCCUACUUGGCUGGAGAAGGGCUGUUCACAGUAAGCCUCAAUGUCAGGUUCAAAAACCUGAUCCCUGUGAACUCCCUUGCUGUACUGAAUGUGGAAGUGGAGAAGAUUGAAGACCAAAAGAUUUACAUGUCCUGCAUUGCCCAGAGCAGGGACCAGCAGACUGUCUAUGCCAAGUGCUCAGGUGUCUUCCUUCAACUGCAGCUGGAAGAGGAGUCGCCCUAGUGACUGUCUUUAUGCCUUCAGGAGAGCAGACUGCUGGGACCCACCACAGUGCAGGGAGGGGUGCUCACUGACUGAGCUGUGAGGGAGUGGGCAUUUUGAGUCAAUAAAGUCUCACAGCCCCAUACUCAUCCAAGACCCUUCUGUAGUUGGAAAUCAAACCCCCACAUCCCUCUUCCCAUUCAGCAUCAAGAAAGAGAUGACAAAGCACCUGCC